AUGGUUAUUUUGAAUGUGAAACGUGGCGAUGAAAGCCUCUUUCUGUAUGAAACCAGUGUGAACACAGCCACGGAUACCGUUAUUCGCGAGCUUAUCUCCGUGUUUAAUGGACGCUUGAAAAUUCAACGUUUGUGCAUGGAGAUUGAGGAGUUGGCCGAUCAUGGCACCAUGUUGCCUGCAGAAAUGAUUGGUCUCAACGACGAUCAAAUCGAGGAGCUCAAGCUGAAGGAUUCCUUCGCCGACAGAUGCAUCCCCAUGGGCGGCUUUACUUUCAACAAGGAUCCGCUGUGCCGACGCAAUGGGCAGCAGCCCAACGAAGCCAUGCGCAAAGUGCUGACCAAAGCUAUGGCCGAUGCCAAAGCCAUGGUUGACAAGAAGCUGGUCAAGACUUCGUCCAAUCUUACGCUUAAAAUCGUGGAAGAGGCGAUCAACAUUUUGCGUGGCGCUGUGACCAUUGUUUAUCCCAUGAAGUUGCCGCCACACGACACCAUUCAGAUGGAGUUCGUUAACAUGGAGGAUUUGAGCGGCACUCAGGCCUCCAAGGAGGUCAUUGAACCCUCAAAGGCGCAACUUUGGUUUGCCGGUCGUCAAGUCUUGCCCGGCAAGCAGCUAAGCGAGUAUCUAGGCAACAACGACAAGACUAAAGUGGUUGUCAAGCUGAAUCAGUUGGGCGAAGGUCCGCCGGGUCGUGAGCAGGUGAUGACCGAACAGUUCCGUCGCCAGAUGAUGGCAGCUGAAUAUCGUCGCCAGGAGGAGCUCAAGCUACUAAAUCGAACGAUCAAGGCAGAGUUGUGUCAUGCGAAGUGA
This is a messenger RNA of Drosophila nasuta, 807 nucleotides long. Its product is annotated as cilia- and flagella-associated protein 298. NCBI's taxonomy places the organism in Eukaryota, Metazoa, Arthropoda, Insecta, Diptera, Drosophilidae. The transcript has 4 exons. Bases 1 to 807 code for a protein of 268 amino acids. Gene Ontology annotation, biological process: regulation of cilium movement. The record is from RefSeq and is a predicted model, not a curated record.